Molecule: messenger RNA, 981 nt
Organism: Penicillium alfredii
Lineage: Eukaryota; Fungi; Ascomycota; Eurotiomycetes; Eurotiales; Aspergillaceae
Exons: 3
Coding region: 1-981 (326 amino acids)
Source: RefSeq, a predicted model, not a curated record
AUGCUGUCGGGCUCCUCACGCACCGUUGUCUUUACGGUCCCCAGAAAACCUGCUGAAUUUAGCCCCCCGGGUACGCCUGGUGUCAUUAAGAAAUUCAUGAAGGAGAUCGAGAAAGAGCUUCCACCUGAUAUGUCACAACCGAGUGACCCGGGCAGUUACCCCGUCGGCCAUAGGAUCAAGAAACUCGUCUACAACUUCAAAUCGCAAUGCAAUGGCCGAGACCAAACCGUGGAGCUGAACUCCAAGAGGAUUGCCAGCGGCGAAUUCUACAAGGACUACAUUGGCAUGAUCAAGGCCCCGGGAGCUUCCAUCCCGGUAAGAGCGAGAAUUGCCGACAAACAAGGAAUCCGGUUCGUUCAGGGAGCCCGCCUGCAAGAAAUGACCGGCAGCUCGGGCGUCGAGGAAGUCGUGGAUUAUUUCUACAGACCCAAGAAGAAAGAGGGAAUCGUGCUCUACAGCUGGGAUCCAGAAAUCAGAGAUUGGCUUCACUAUAUAGACGGUUUUCUACAAACUUACCAGAACUAUGAUACUUACAUCACUUUGCUGGGAACUGUGGAGACAAUGGAUGAGAAAGGCAUCUACCACCUGGAUAUCCAGCCCAAUUACAAACACAAAGCGGCACAUGUCGGAAGUUUAUUCUAUGCGCCACAAGAAAUUGUAUGGGGCGAGAAGACAUGGAAACACAUCGACGUCGUCAUGUUUGAACUAGGGAUGCUGGCUGUCAGCCUAGUGACGAAGAUGUUUGAGCGCACAAACCAAAACAUAUGGGUGGAGUUGAUCCAGCAAAGACAUGUCUCCAAGGACGCGGCGGAAGAGAUCCUGAUCAAGCAUGAUAUCAACACCAUUUUAGCAUCGCAACUGUCCAAGGUGCUUUGCUCGUCGAACCGGCUUGGGAUUGAGCGGUUUAGGACGGAGAUGGAGGGAAUGGGAUUCAGUGGCUGGCACUUCCGUCCACGGAGUUCACGGAAGAGGGAAGAUUGA